AUGCUUCAUAAUUCAGUUGCAGUUUGCAUAACAUACAAUGGACAUUCAGUGUACAAUUUUGAUGAAUUCGUAGAUGAUAAUAUUGAAAGAGGAUUAGUAAUGCAUAUCUUAUGGAGUUAUUUUUUCGAUGAUGGAAAACUAAGCUGGCAGAAUUUUUGUGAGAAAUUUAAAACAAAUUUUGAAUCAUUGAAGAUUCGUACUGCUGUUCAAAGCAUCUUAUAUUAUUCGAAGAAACGAGUACUUCUAUGCAUUGAUGAGAUUAUGAAAAUUUUGUCAGGCACUGAUACAAAUCAAAAACAAGCUAAAGUUAAUAAGUCCUUAAAUCAUCUCUAUAAUCCCUACCAAGAGUUUGCAAAAGAUAAAGAAGAGUUGAUCAAAUUUAAUUUUAUCCUGACUACGCUUGAUGCAGUUUAUGUGCAAAGUAAUAUGACUGACUCAGGUAGACAAAUCGAAUGGAUACCAUUAAGAAGACUGGAGAUUUCAGAAUUGGCAGAAUUAUUUAAUGAA
Messenger RNA from Entrophospora sp. SA101, 507 nucleotides. NCBI's taxonomy places the organism in Eukaryota, Fungi, Glomeromycota, Glomeromycetes, Entrophosporales, Entrophosporaceae. The record is from the annotation of a GenBank genome assembly.